Messenger RNA from Asparagus officinalis (garden asparagus), 462 nucleotides. Its product is annotated as chaperone protein dnaJ 20, chloroplastic-like. The record is from RefSeq and is a predicted model, not a curated record. The coding region runs from base 1 to 462 and encodes 153 amino acids. NCBI's taxonomy places the organism in Eukaryota, Viridiplantae, Streptophyta, Magnoliopsida, Asparagales, Asparagaceae. Gene Ontology annotation, cellular component: chloroplast. The transcript has a single exon.
AUGCAAUCUCAACAUCCAUUUGGUUCUCCUCUCCCUAAACUCAUGUACUCAUUCAAGAAAUCUCCCAUCUCGGUCUCAUCAAAAGUUCGUCCACAGGAUCUAACUGUAGAUUCGUCCACCAUGUACGAUCUUUUAUCGGUAAGAGAGACGGCAGGUGUUGAUGAAAUAAAAGCAGCAUACAAGAAACAAGCGCGAUUAUGGCAUCCUGAUGUAUGUCCUCCUUAUGGCAACAGGCACUUGUUCGCCGAAAAGUUCGUCAAGGCCAGAAAAGCAUAUGAGGUUCUCUCUGAUCCUACGCUUCGUUCGGAGUAUGAUUCUGCGAUUAGUGGAGGAAAGGGUGGAGGUAAGUUUGGAGGGUGGGAGUCUCAGAUUGAGGGUUUGAAGAGUAGACCGAGAGCUGCAAGUACCUGGGGAUGUAGGAUGAGGAGAUCAUGCUGUCACUGUGAACAACAUGCUCAGUGA